AUGGCGGUGGUGUUCGCGGUCAACGGCGAGCGCUUCGAGCUCCGCGACGGCGACGACCCGGGCGCCACCCUCCUCGACUUCCUCCGCUCACGCACCCGCUUCACCGGCCCCAAGCUCGGCUGCGGCGAAGGCGGGUGCGGCGCGUGCGCGGUGCUGCUCUCGACGUACGACGCGGCGGCGGACGAGGUGUCCCACGCCGCGGCGGCCUCCUGCCUCACCCUGGCGCACGGCCUCCACCACCGCGCGGUCACCACCACCGAGGGGCUCGGGAGCAGCCGGGACGGGCUCCACGCCGUGCACGCGCGCCUCGCGGGCUUCCACGCCUCGCAGUGCGGAUUCUGCACGCCCGGGAUGUGCAUGUCCCUCGCCGCCGCGCUGGCCGGCGCCGACGGCAAGGGGGCGGGCCCGCCUCCGCGGGAGGGCUUCUCCAGGCUCACCUCGGCCCAGGCGGAGCGCGCCGUCGCCGGCAACCUCUGCCGCUGCACGGGGUACCGCCCCAUCGCCGACGCCUGCAAGAGCUUCGCGGCGGACGUCGAUUUGGAGGACCUUGGACUCAACUCCUUCUGGAGAAAGGGUGACGCGCAUGUCUCCAAGUUGCCACCCUACAAGGAGGGGACCAUUGGUGCGUUCCCGGAAUUUCUCAAGGCUGAGAUCAGAGCCUCGCUGUCGCUGAGCACUCAUACGCCUGCCGCCUCAGAUAUGUCGACAAUGACCGGGAGCGAGAGCUCUUGGCAUCGGCCUCGGAGUGUGGAGGAGUACUAUAAGCUCAUAGCUUCCGACACAAGUGGCACAAAGGUGGUUGCGGCCAACACUUCUUCUGGUGUUUACAGGGAGCCAGAGCUGUAUGGUAGGUACAUUGACCUCAGACACAUUCCAGAGAUGAAUUCAGUAUCAAAUGAUACAGAGGGUGUUCGAAUUGGGGCUGCCACAUCCAUCUCUCGGGUUAUUGAGAUCUUAAGAACACAAGGUGAUGGCUGCACGGAUGUGAUCUUCGGUAAGAUUGCUGAUCACAUGGAAAAGGUGGCCUCUCAUUUUAUCCGGAACACGGCAACCUUGGGUGGAAAUCUGGUAAUGGCGCAAAGGGACGAGUUUCCCUCUGACAUUGCAACUAUCCUUCUUGCUGCUGGUUCAUCAGUGUGCAUCCAGGUAUCAUCAGAAAAGUUGAAUGUCACGUUGGAUGAGUUCCUGGAGAUGCCACCAUGUGACAACAACACACUGCUCUUAAGCGUUUUCAUUCCUCACUCUACUCCUGACAGUGUCUCAUCAAGUGCUGGGACUGUAAACAUGGCAGGAGAUAAGACAGCAAGUUCUCUGCUAUUUGAGACAUACCGAGCUGCUCCGCGCCCUCUUGGAAAUGCAGUUGCUUACCUUAACUCUGCUUUCUUCGCUCAAGUCUCCUCGGACGGAACUUCAGGAGGCUUGAUACUGGAGAAUCUACGGUUGGCUUUUGGUGCAUAUGGAACCCAACAUGCUAUCAGGGCUACAGAUGUUGAGAAGUGCUUAGUUGGUAAACCCGUUAGUGCAUCGCUCCUACUUGAAGCAUGCAGAGUUCUUAAGAAAACCAUUAUUCCAAAAGAAGGCACACCACAUUCUGCUUAUAGAUCAAGCUUGGCAGUUGCCUUUCUGUUUAGUUUUCUUUACCCAGCAACCAAAGGAAAUGUGAAGCCUGCAAAAGCAGUCCGUCUAAAUGACUUUGUAGCUUCUGGCACCAAUGGAAAUUCAAAUUCCCCACACAGUGUAAACCUCGAUGUUUCGCUUAAGGAAACUAAUUGUGUGAAAUCUGGUAUGUAUAACAAUGACCACAUACUUGACUCGUGCAAACAGAUUGUUGAAAUAAGUAAAGAUUAUCUCCCAGUUGGCAUACCAACCAAGAAAGUUGGAGCAGAACUCCAAGCCUCUGGUGAGGCUGUAUAUGUGGAUGACAUCCCUUCUCCGGAGGACUGCCUUUAUGGAGCAUUUAUAUAUAGCACAAAGCCUUUAGCUCAUGUGAAUAGCAUAGAGCUGGACCCUUCUCUCGAGCAGCUAAAAACUGUGAAAGUUAUCACUGUUAAAGAUAUUCCAAAAGAGGGUGCCAAUGUUGGGGCCAGCACUAUAUUUGGACCUGAAACUCUGUUUGGCGGUCCGCUUACUCAAUGUGCUGGGGAACCUCUUGGUGUUGUGGUUGCAGAAACACGAAAUUUUGCCAAUAUUGCUGCCAAACGAGCGGUAGUUAACUACAGCACAGAAACUUUGGAUACGCCAAUUUUAUCGAUAGAGGAGGCAGUCAGAAGAUGCAGUUAUUUUGAAACACCACCAUUUCUCCUUCCGCAAAAGAUUGGCGAAUUCUCCAAAGGGAUGGAAGAAGCUGAUCAGAAGAUCUACUCAGCUGAGGUGAAACUUAGUUCACAGUAUUACUUUUACAUGGAAACACAAACUGCUCUAGCCGUACCUGAUGAAGAUAAUUGCAUGGUGGUGUAUAGCUCAAGCCAAUGCCCUGAGGCAGUACAAAAUACCAUCGCACAAUGCCUCGGUUUACCUUGUCACAAUGUCCGUGUUAUCACUAGAAGAGUUGGUGGUGGCUUUGGAGGAAAAGCUGUUAGAUCUUUACCAGUGGCGACGGCCUGUGCACUUGCAGCUUUUAAGUUGCGUCGUCCUGUUCGCAUGUAUCUUGAUCGCAAGACUGACAUGAUCAUGACUGGAGGUCGGCAUCCCAUGAAAAUAUGCUAUUCAAUAGGAUUCAAAUCAGAUGGAAAGAUCACAGCAUUGCAUGUAGAUUUGUUCAUAAACGCGGGAAUGACCAUGGAUAUUAGUCCGACUAUUCCUCAUAAUUUCAUAGAGGCACUAAAGAAAUAUAACUGGGGUGCCUUUUCAUAUGAUGCAAAGAUCUGCAAAACAAACUUUUCAACGAGGUCUGCAAUGCGGGGCCCUGGGGAAGUGCAAGGUUCUUAUGUUGCUGAAGCUAUUAUCGAACAUGUGGCAUCAACUCUCUCUACUGAUGCUAAAUUGGUAAGGCAGAGAAAUAUUCACACAGUGGAGAGCCUUGCUUUGUUUCACAGUGAGUGCAUGGAAGAUGCCUUGGGGUAUACGCUUCCCUCUAUCUGCAAUCAAUUGACUGCAUCAGCAAAUUACCAACAUCGUUUGGAAAUGGUUCAGGCCUUCAACAAAAGCAGCCAGUGGAAAAAGCGGGGCCUUUCUUUUGUUACAAUAGCGCAUAAAGUUUCAUCUCGACCAACCCCUGGAAAAGUGUCUAUUCUUAACGAUGGAUCCAUUGUUGUUGAAGUUGGAGGCAUUGAGAUAGGCCAGGGGCUUUGGACAAAAGUGAAGCAGAUGGCAGCAUUUGGUCUUGGCCAGUUGUGGUCUGAUCAAAGUGAAGACCUGUUGGAAAGAGUAAGAGUUAUUCAAGCAGACACGUUAAGUGCUGUACAGGGAGGGUGGACUGCAGGGAGUACCACAUCAGAAAGCAGCUGUGAAGCAGUUCGUCGUGCCUGCAGUAUCAUGGUUGACAGGCUGAAACCUCUCAAGGAGAAAUUGCAAGAAAAGCAAGGGAGAGUUUCAUGGGAUGGACUAAUUUUACAGGCAAAAAUGGCUGCUGUGGAUUUAUCAGCAAGAGAAUACUACAUCCCUGGGGCUUCUGGUUCAUACCUGAACUAUGGAGCUGCUGCUAGUGAGGUAGAGAUUGAUCUUCUCACUGGAGCAACUACAAUUCUGCGUAGUGAUCUUAUAUAUGACUGUGGCCAGAGCUUAAAUCCUGCUGUGGACUUGGGGCAGGUGGAAGGAGCCUUCGUUCAGGGAAUUGGUUAUUUCAUGAGCGAGGAGUACGUCACCAAUUCGGAUGGGCUGGUUACCUCGGAUGGAACUUGGACAUACAAGAUCCCAACUGUGGACACCAUCCCUCGGCAGUUCAAUGUUGAGCUUCUUAACAGUGGAUUUCACAAAAACAGAGUGCUAUCUUCAAAAGCAUCUGGGGAGCCGCCUUUGUUUCUUGCAGCCUCAGUUCACUGUGCAACAAGGAAUGCGAUUGCCGCAGCAAGGAAGGAUAUCCACUGUUCUGUGUCAGGAUCUUCUUCGCCUUCCUUCUUUGAGUUAGAAGUUCCCGCAAUCAUGCCUGUGGUGAAGGAGAUGUGCGGCUUGGACAAUGUGGAGAAGUAUCUGAAAACUCUAGUCGGUCCCAAAUAAUAUUCUUCAUCCUUAGCACAUAAUUCUUCAAGAAACUCGUCAGCGCACUUUUUUCAUGGACCAUCUGCAGAGUAAAUUGUAACCCUACCAUUAAGAACUGUAAAGCAUACUUUCAAAGUUCAUAGUGAGAGUUAA
Molecule: messenger RNA, 4290 nt
Organism: Lolium rigidum
Lineage: Eukaryota; Viridiplantae; Streptophyta; Magnoliopsida; Poales; Poaceae
Product: indole-3-acetaldehyde oxidase-like
Exons: 10
Coding region: 1-4155 (1384 amino acids)
Molecular function (GO): FAD binding; 2 iron, 2 sulfur cluster binding; iron ion binding
Source: RefSeq, a predicted model, not a curated record